CACGGCACGCACUGCGCCUCGACCGCGGGGGGUGCAACCUACGGUGUCGCCGAGGGCACCACCAUCAUCACCGUUCAGGUGCUGAACUGCGGCGGCUCCGGAUCGACGGCCGGCAUCGUCGCGGGCAUCGAGUGGGCGGUCGCAGACUCGAAGGAUCGCGGCUUGCCAGCGGUGAUCUCGAUGUCGCUCGGUGGCGGCGGGGCAAACCGCUUUGACGCUGCCAUCAAUGCCGCCUUUGCCGAGGGUGUCCUGAGUGUCGUCGCAGCCGGCAACUCCAACGCCGAUGCGUGCGACUACUCUCCCGCCUCUACACCACUCGCAGUCACCGUGGGAUCGACAACCAACAGCGACGCCAAGUCGGGCUUCUCGAACCACGGCACGUGCGUCGACAUCCAUGCGCCUGGCUCCGGCAUCACGGCGGCGUGGGUCGGCUCUGACUCGGACACCACCACUAUCUCCGGAACCAGCAUGGCG
Messenger RNA from Emiliania huxleyi CCMP1516, 474 nucleotides. RefSeq lists its product as hypothetical. Gene Ontology annotation, biological process: proteolysis. Gene Ontology annotation, molecular function: serine-type endopeptidase activity. The annotation marks the transcript as partial. Lineage: Eukaryota; Haptophyta; Isochrysidales; Noelaerhabdaceae. The transcript has a single exon. The record is from RefSeq and is a predicted model, not a curated record.